CACGAUCUGUCCCCACCCGUUCCGGUUGGGAUGACUCCUGUGCUAAGCCUCUCCUCCUCACCUCCCAAUCCCAAAGUCUGCAGUUGAGUCUGAGUUGAAGAGCACCUGGAAACUGGAUGGGCAGCAGCAGGAGCACAGCUGUCAGCAGAACGGGUUUUCUUCUUUUCGUGUUUAGAGAAAUCUAGCUGGCAUCUCACUGAGCAGAAGCAGCGAGCUGGGAUAAAACAGGAUCCUGUACUCCAGGUUUCCAAAUGGCUGAUCCUUUUCUAUAUGGUACUGGAGAAAGAUCUCCUUAUGGAUGCCUUGGACAUGAAGUACAAAUUGAGCACAUCAAUGCAUAUGUUUGUAGACCAUCUUUUUUCACAGACAAAGCUGUGAUUGUGAUUCAUGAUAUAUUUGGAUGGCUGUUCCCAGACAUUAGAUACAUAGUCGAUUUGAUUGCAGGUCAUGGAUACAUAACCAUCUGCCCAGACUUCUUCAAGGGAACAGACCCCUGGAAAACUACUGAUCACUGGGCUGACUUUGCUGACUGGAUGAAAGAUCAUGAUCCUAUGAAAGUAGACAAGGAAGCUGAUGUUGUCUUGAAGUAUCUAAAGGAACAAUGCGGUGCAAAGAAGAUUGGUAUCGUUGGGUUUUCCUGGGGUGGAAUGGCAGUACAUCACUUGAUGCUGAAAAAUCCUCAAUUAACCGCUGGGGUGUCCCUCUAUGGAAUUAUUAGGGACUCUGAAGAAAGAUACAAUUUACUAAAUCCCACAUUUUUCAUUUUUGGUGAGAAAGACCACACUAUUUCUUACAACCAGAUCACCUUAUUGGAGGAGAAGUUGAAACAGUACUGUAAAGUUGCAUAUAAAAUUAAAGUUUAUCCUGGACAAGUUCAUGGGUUUGCACAAUUGAAGCCAGAAGAUAUGAAACCUGAUGAUAAACCUUAUAUUGAAGAAGCUAGAAAGGAUAUGAUUGAUUGGCUCAAAAUGUUUAUUUGACAAAAGCAUAAAGUAAUACUAGGCUUCAAUAUCAGUGUUUGAUUUGAGAGAAGAAAACAGUCAAGGGAGAACUAUCUGGUUUUGAAAAUUGUCAUAAACAGAAAUAGGAACAUUUUAAUUUAAAGUUCUUAAUUAUUUUUUUACACGAUUGUGAAAUCAAAGCUGGACUAAAGGACGAUUAGGCAUUAAAAAGUUGCUUGAAUUUA
Molecule: messenger RNA, 1186 nt
Organism: Harpia harpyja (harpy eagle)
Lineage: Eukaryota; Metazoa; Chordata; Aves; Accipitriformes; Accipitridae
Product: carboxymethylenebutenolidase homolog
Exons: 6
Coding region: 252-980 (242 amino acids)
Molecular function (GO): hydrolase activity
Source: RefSeq, a predicted model, not a curated record